Peronospora farinosa is the source of this 1254-nucleotide messenger RNA. Lineage: Eukaryota; Oomycota; Peronosporomycetes; Peronosporales; Peronosporaceae. The record is from the annotation of a GenBank genome assembly.
AUGCCAAUUCGUGGAGAAUGCCAAACGCUUUGUCCGUUGAAAGAAAAGGUGGAACGGAGUCGAACCCAUGAACUCAGUCGCUUUGAGUGUCCAACUGCAGAUUUUCAAGGACUCGAAGCGAUCAAAAAAUAUCGUCGAGCUGCUGCAGGUCGUGAUGUUGGGGAUGCAUCUGAAUUGAGACCAGCGUCCGUACUCUUGCGUACAUUGCGUCACUUGUUUACGACAGUACUAUCGUGGCCUCAGAGUGGCUUUGAUGGUCAUGAACCUGCUCGAUCGGAUGAGUUUCUAGCAGUCUAUCACUUUGUUAAUGAUCGUAUACGUAGUGUCCGACAAGAUUUUACAGUACAGCGAAUUGAGGACGCGUCAUUAGUGACGGCACUGCAACAGAUAUCACGGUUCCAUUUGUUGGCAAGAUUGCGUUCAAUGCAGCUACUAAAAGCACAAGAAUGGAGUGACAAGCUGAAUGAUGAACAAUUGACAUCAGCUCUUUCACAACUACAGGUGCUGUAUAAAGUGCACGGGUUUGUACCAGAGCAUGAGGAUGUUCCAGAAUUGAAGGAGACAGGGGCGUUUGUGGCGUACAACUUGCUGCUGCAUGCGGACAAUCCUCAAAACGUGGCUUGGAUGGUACGCAAGUGUUCACUGAAACUACGUGCCAUGCCAAUGGUGCAACGAGCUCUACGAACAUUUGUGGCGUUGCAGACGGAUGACUUCGCUGCGUUUUUCACCGAGUUGAAUGCCAUGACGUUGCUGGAACGAGCUGCAUCGCUGCAUCAUCUUGAAAAAGUUUGGACGCGUAGUUUGCGCAUGAUAAACAAAAGCUUUGGCAAACAGGAUCGCUUUCCACUGGAAGACCUUGCACGUUGGAUGAACCUGGUGGAUCGACACAGUGAACACGAGGGUAGCGAACUUGCCGAGAGACUUUGCAACGCCUUGAACAUCCAGACGCAGCGCCAUCGACCACCACCAUUACCAACUCGAAGUGAUACUGGUACUGUAGCCGAGUCUUGGGAACAAGUCGAUGAUGGUCUUGCUGAUCAAGUUGUAUCGCUGUCAGUGACAAAACCAUCUUCGCUCGGGUUUGCUCAAUUCAAACUCGCACCACUGUAUGACCAGCUCGAUUCGGAUGCGGCGAGACUGCUACUUCGCGGCGUUGCUCUUCGAAUUGAGAACAAUUCUGCUGAUAAAAACGCCCUAGUGACGACGACAGAGCUAAUCAUGGGGACAGCACAAGACAUUGGUGCACAUUGUUAG